Molecule: messenger RNA, 1296 nt
Organism: Penicillium samsonianum
Lineage: Eukaryota; Fungi; Ascomycota; Eurotiomycetes; Eurotiales; Aspergillaceae
Exons: 2
Coding region: 1-1296 (431 amino acids)
Biological process (GO): long-chain fatty-acyl-CoA metabolic process
Cellular component (GO): peroxisome
Molecular function (GO): alcohol-forming very long-chain fatty acyl-CoA reductase (NADP+) activity
Source: RefSeq, a predicted model, not a curated record
AUGUGGGACUACUACAAUGACAAGACCAUCUUCAUCACGGGCGGAACUGGUUUCCUGGGGACUGCGAUUGUAUAUCGCCUGCUCACGCAGGCAUCUGUGGGUCACGUAUAUAUGCUUUGCAGAGGAGAUAUAGGGAAACUUCGAUCAAAAUGGACAGAAUCGCUAUCAUCGGCAACAGUCGAAAAACUUCUUAGCACCAAUCGCAUCACGGUCAUGGAUGGUGACAUCCUCUCCCCCGACCUCGGGCUUUCCCAGGACGAAUUAAGCACACUUCGACAGGAGGUCAAUGUUAUCAUUCACUCGGCAUCCUCUAUAAAUCUUGCCAAGUCUCUCGACGGACUAUCAGAGGUGAUUACCACAGCCAGUGAAAGGAUGGCAGACAUCGCUCUGACCUGCCCGAAUUUGGAUCGUUUCGUUUAUGUCUCGACUGCAUAUUCCAACAGCUACCUACCUCCAACUGGCGAAGGCAUCGAAGUCGAGAUCAAGGAAGACAUCUAUGAUCCCAAUCAUCAUCCAAACGUCAUGAAAGAGUGGGCACAAGUGCAAGAGACUGGUUCUAGUGAUGCCUAUGAAGCCCAUGACUUCCCAUGGUCUUACGCAUACGCAAAGAACCUGACAGAGCGACUUCUUCUGCAUCGAUUCACUCAGAGAGGUGUCAAGGACAAAGUGCUUAUUGUGCGUCCUUCUAUCCUCGGACCGGCCCAGAGUUUUCCUAUUCCUGGUUACAACUUGCCUCUAUCAAGCCCAGUGACGAUCGUUGCUGCUGUGAUUGCACUGAUGCCCGGUGGCAUGGCCACUAUUGCAACGAAAGCAGCACAAAGUUCACAAAUAUCUGCUGACGAGGUUCCAGUCGACGUGGUUGUUGAUCGUUUGCUCGCCCAUUUGGCUAUGGGAACCAAGGGCUGUGUUCAUGCAGUUAGUGGGAAACGAGCACGGCAUCAAUUCAUAGAGUGGUGGAACUCGGCGGUUUCGCGACGUCGCAGGCCUGGGGAUAUUGAUUUGAAUUGGAAAGACCUGGACUGGAAGUCCCGUGAGCAGCAUCUCCUGGCUCAGUUCUAUGUACUCUUCGGCACUUCUUUCGAAUUUUAUGAAGACAAGACUGUGGCUCUUAGCUGGCACCCUUUGAUGGAAAGCUGUAAAGAGCUGCAAUUGUUCACAAACGACAAUUUUAGAGAACAGUUGCGAAGUCGAACGGAGGACGUCUACUCCGUGAUGAACCAUAUUGCUGAGAGUGAUGAGAGUACACGACGAAUCAUCAAGCUCUACUAUCAGGAUUUAAUGAAGGCUAAAAUCUAG